AUGGCAGAACAGCAAGAGCAAGGUAAUCCGGUAGUCUAUUCUGGGGAGGCGAGAGCGGCCGAGUCUAACAUGGGGUGGGAAGCAUUGUGUCAUUCUCAGGAUACGCCGUUUCGUUUGUCGCGUUCAUUUCUCCUUUGUAGCUUCUGCCUCUACGCGGCAUGUACCGGACCGAUUCACCUCAAUUGUAUGCCACUUACAGAUAUAUAUUACGUGGAAGGGUAUUUCCGGGGCAAGUGCAGCCCGACGGAGGUGGACUUAUCAAAACCCGCGCGGGAGCCGAAAUGCGAAGCUGAGGAGGUUGCGGUCCAGGGGUGGUGCACUAAUGCUAUUGUGUCUGAAAUCUGCUGGUCGUGGCUUUCCGGGCUCUUGCUGGACCACCUGGGUCCAAAGGCUACCGCCAUGAUAGGCUCCGCAUCCCUUCUUGUGGUAUCAUUAGCCGUUGGGGCCUCGAGGCACUUGCAAACUUCGAAGUGGCCGUCCAUCAUUGUUGGGUGUAGCUUAUCCAUGGCCUUCCUCCCUAGCCUCACCAUUGCAAAUCUCUUCCCUACUGCGAGAAAUUCAGUAAUUGGACUCCUGACUUUGGCUCGUUUCCUGUCUGCUGCAGCAACGCUGGUACUGAGGUCUGUUUAUUUGGAGGGCCGUCAUCGAGAAGAUACUCGUACAACUGCGUAUACAUAUGUCGCGCUGUGCGUGGGAGGAUGUGUAUUCAUUGCUGCGCUGUUCUUCCCUCUCCAAAAGUGGCAGCGUGCGCGAGCCAUUGCUCAAUUAAGGAAGAAUGCCAGCUCAUCAGCGGGUGUGCAUCCACCAUCUUCUUGCCACUACAGUGGAGGACCCGGCACGGGCAGGCCUGGUGCAGACGCUUCUAAGAGGCUUCCACGCAAGAUCAUCCCACAAUGGCACGGUAUUUUUCAUACGCGGUCUUCGGCACCCAUGAAAGUAACAGAUUCCUUGGAUGCCGCUAUUUUGAAACAAGAUAUUGUUCAAUCCAUACAGCGGGGUACAACAGAUGGCGCGUUUCUUUCUCUGCGCGACUGGAGAGCCUUUUUGGCAGAGGUGUCAUCACUCGUAUUUGCGUUCCUCUGUGUCUUCGGGAUGCUGGUGCUGAGCAGCGCACAGUGCUUUAGGGCGGCAGAGAUGCACAUCAUCCCACAGGCUUACAGAGCAGGCGAAUAUGUCGCCCUGCUCGCUGCCCUUCCACUUCCGUUCAUUGGACUGCUUGCCGACAGACGAGGAAUAACCGUAGCAAUGGGUUUCGUGGCCGUGCUUGAACUGUUCGCUCUAGCUUUUACCGUGAUUCCCGGGUUCCCUGCAGUCGGAGUGUGCCAGUAUUUUGCAUCCAUUAUGAUGAAAGUGGCCAGCUCGUUUUGUAUCAGCCAGAUAUACUGUUAUGUUCUGCAGAGUUUCCAAGAGGCGCAUAUGGGAAAGCUCAUCGGUUUAGCAUCUUUCCUCGCGGCGCUUCCAUUGCUCGUGGUCAACAGCGUGUUUCCCACGGUCUUCCACGUGGAAUUCUUUCACGCUAUACUGACUUGCAUAGGGAUGGCCGCUGGGGGUUUGGUCGUUCUCAGCGGAAUAGUGGUUGUACGCAGGCGAAAGGCGGCGAAAAUUCUCGAACGGAUUAGACCCGAGUGGCAGUCGGAGUGGAUAGUGUAA
Molecule: messenger RNA, 1650 nt
Organism: Besnoitia besnoiti
Lineage: Eukaryota; Apicomplexa; Conoidasida; Eucoccidiorida; Sarcocystidae
Exons: 1
Coding region: 1-1650 (549 amino acids)
Source: RefSeq, a predicted model, not a curated record